This is a messenger RNA of Coffea arabica (coffee), 1874 nucleotides long. Lineage: Eukaryota; Viridiplantae; Streptophyta; Magnoliopsida; Gentianales; Rubiaceae. The record is from RefSeq and is a predicted model, not a curated record.
GCUCAAUCCUAAUUUUGAGGUUUGUGGUAAAAAUUGCAAUUGGAUUGCAAAAGGCAUUACGUGGCUUCAUCAGGAUAGAGUAGUACUUCAUCGUAGAAUUGGUUGACCAGAAAUUGGCCUAUUAGAUCGCUUGAAGACUUUUAAUGUUUCCAACAAUCUUGUAUCUGGCCCAGUCCCUAAUUUUAUUAGCGCAACUAUACUUUCUGAAAGCUGUGCAAAUAAUUUGGGACUUUGUGAUGAUCCUUUAGAGCCUUGUAAGUCUAAUUCAGAAACAAAGAAACAUGACAAAAUCCUCUUCACAAGUGGUUUUGUGGUUGGAUGGGUGCUUUCUACCAUCUUGGCUCUAGUUCUUAACUUGUUUAUUGUGCCUAUCCUGAGUGCAAGAAAACUAAAGAGCAAGAAUGCGAAAAAAACAAGAGACUGCAGCUUCUCAAGGACCACGACUUUUAACUUCGAAUUGGAGAAUCCAAGACUCUAAGAUUAUGGCACUGGAAAAACAUGUACCAAGAAUGAGUUUCGAAGAACUCAGCAAGGCAACUGAUGGGUUCCAGUGUAUGAAUAUAAUUGGAACGGGGAAAUUGGGGACAAUGUACAAGGCAAUACUCCAAAAUGGUUGGUUUCAUGCUUUCAAGAAACUCCAUAACUCAUAUGAUUUCGAUCAAGAAUUUAUGUCUGAGCUCAUGACUGUUGGGAGGAUGAGACAUUGCAAUUUCGUACCACUCAUAGGCUUCUGCUAUGAAAUUAACAGCAGACUUUUAGUCUAUAAAUACAUGUCGAAUGGAAACCUCCAUGAUCUCCUCUUUUCUGCCCAAAACGGCAAGGUCAAGUGCAUAGAAUGGCCUAUGAGUGUGAAAAUAGCAGUUGGGAUUGCGAGAGGACUUGCAUGGCUUCAUCAGGUUGGAGUAGUCCAUAGCAGCAUUUGUUCAAGAUGCAUACUGCUUGAUCAUAGUUGUGAACCCAAGAUAUCCAACUUUGGAAGUGCAAAACUUAUGCCAAAAAAUUGGACUACAAGGAGGAAGAGAAAUUCUGGAGUUAACUACAGAAAUUCUGGAGAUGGAGUGGUAGACCAACAAGGAGACUUCAAACGUUGGUGGACUCAAAUCUCAGAGGCAAGGAAGAGGCCAAGGGGGAUGGAGCAUAUUGGACUAACUGCGACCAUCUUAUGGCAAGUGUGGAAAGAAAGGAAUAAGAAGGAAUUUGAAAACAUAAGCAGCUGCUCACCAGCUAGGACAAUUGGGAAAGCUCAAAAGGAAUGGCUGGAGCAAGUGGAAAUCAUAAACAUUAAACCCAGUCUGAGCACAGGAGAAACAACUUCCAACCAAGAAGAGCAUCAUCAGGAUCAUGCAGAAGAGGGUACCAUUAAUCUGGACGUGGCUACAAUAAGUCAUUAUGGCCAGGUCUCACUGGGGAUUGGAGUUACAGCUAGGAUGCACCCAAACAUCAGGAUUGCGGAAUGGGCGCUUAUAGAGAGAAGCCUGGGGGAUAAAGUCAUAAAUGAAGCAGUGGCCAUCAAGCUGGUUUUGUGCAAAGCUCUAGAGCUGAAUUGGAGUGGGAUCACGAUUCACUCCCAUAACCAGGAACUUUUGAGACAGAUAAAGUACAAGAGGCCGUCCAACAGCAGCUUAGCUACCUUGAUAGAUGACAUACUAAACAUGCAGAAGAUGUUUCGCAUGUGCCUUGUUUUGCUUGGUUAAUGAACAAAGUAUAGAAAGAAGUAAAAAAUUAAGUUCUCAUGCCUUAGGCAUUCUUGUGGAUAAGGAAAGGAAUUUCCUCGGUGCUACUGAGCAUUGGAUGUACAGUCUCUUCGAGCCUUUGCUCGCACUUGUAAUUUUCUCGUUACAAUGAAUGAAAUGAUCCUAACGUUUCGAAAAAAA